CUGAGCGAGAGUCAGAAAGACACAGGAUCUCAGGGCAGCAGCAGUUUAAACAGAGGAAGGCAGAAACAGAACUUCAUUGAGAGAAAAUGUUUUAUUAAAGGAGAGGAAAAGUCAUAUACUUAAAGGCGCAUACACAGUAAUAAACACAGAGCCUCUUACACAUUUAGAAGCUGGAGCGGGCUAAACUCAAAAUAGAACCAUAAGAUAGAGUGGCGAGAGUUUAAUCUUUCAGGCCCCAUAUAUACACGCACACACACACACACACACUGGUGUUGGUCCAGAGUGCAACCCAGAGUAAGGAGCAAGGCUGAUCAACCCGAACAAGUGGCACAUCGGGGAGGAAGGAGAAAUCGAGUGGAUGGAUGCCUUUUGCAGACUGAGUGGCCUGGACCCUUUGUGGGACUGGAAUCGUACAUGGUACACAACCAACCCUGAUCUAACUCAGUGUUUCCAGAACACAGUGCUGGUGUGGGUUCCCUGUAUCUACCUGUGGCUGUUGGUCCCUUUCUACUGCGUUUAUCUUUACUGUCACGACCAUGGACGGAUUCAGACGUCCUGCCUCUGUGUUGCAAAGAUGGUGUUGGGUUUCCUGCUGGCUUCCUUUGGUUUUGUUGAAUUCUUCUACAUCUUGCUUGAGAGGAGCCAGGAGAUCCAGCAGCACAUGGUUUUCCUUCUCAGCCCCGUCAUGCGCAGCAUGACUGUGAUCCUGGCCUUAUGCAUCAUCCAGCUGGAAAGAAUAAGAGGCUGUCGCUCGUCUGUAUUCCUCUUCUUGUUCUGGGUCCUGUCCGUUGUUUGUUCUCUGGUCCCCCUCAGAGCAAAGAUCCAGCUCGCCAUGGAUGAGGGCAUUGCUUCUGACAUUGUACGAUACCUCGCCUUCUUCUCCUACUUCACGAUCCAACUGGCCCAGCUCUUCCUGUGCUGUUUUGCUGACCAGCCUCCACAAGGAAAAUCAAAUUUGGAAAAGAAUCCCUGUCCCGUGAAAGAUGCCUCCUUCCUGUCAAAGAUUCUCUUCUGGUGGUUCACUGGACUUGUUGUGAAAGGAUAUCGUUCUCCACUUGAGGCAGGAGAUCUAUGGACCCUGAGGGAGGAAGAUACAUCAAAUAAGAUCAUUUCUGAACUGCAACAGGACUGGACAGACGAAUGUGCCAAAUUCCAAAAGCAGGAGAAAGCCUUGGCAUCAGGUGCAGCGCUAGGGAGCCGGCUGCCAGACCAGGCUCAGCUCCUCAGGAAGCUGCAGAAGGAGCAGAGCUCUGGAUUCUUACUGCUCAGGACGCUGGCGCGCAAGUUUGGUCCUUAUUUCCUGACCGGCACCUUGUGCAUCAUACUUCACGAUGCCUUCAUGUUUGGCAUCCCUCAGGUGUUGAGUCUUCUUCUGGGUUUCAUGAGAGAUAGCGAGGCUCCGCUGUGGAAGGGCUACUUCUAUGCCACUCUCAUUUUCUUACUGUCCUGCCUCCAGUCCCUCUUCAGCCAUCAGUACAUGUAUACUUGCUUCACGGUUGGCAUGAGGGUGAAGACAGCUGUUAUGGGCUUGGUUUACAGAAAGUCCUUGGUGAUAAACAGUUCAGCCAGAAGGACAUGCACCGUGGGCGAGAUUGUGAAUCUGGUUUCAGCAGACACUCAAAAGCUCAUGGACUUUGUGGUGUACUUCAACGCGGUCUGGCUGGCUCCUAUUGAGAUUGCUCUUUGUCUUUUCUUCCUCUGGCAGCAUUUAGGCCCAUCGGCUUUAGCAGGAAUUGCCACCGUCAUCCUCAUUUUUCCACUCAAUGGAUUCAUCGCUAAGAAACGAAGCAAGCUGCAGGAGACUCAAAUGAAGUUCAUGGAUGGUCGCAUCAGACUGAUGAAUGAGAUCUUGAAUGGAAUAAAGAUACUGAAGUUUUAUGCCUGGGAGAAAGCCUUCCUGGAGCAGGUUUUGGGCUACAGAGAAAAGGAGCUCAAGGCCCUGAAGAAGUCUCAGAUUCUUUAUUCAAUCUCCAUUGCAUCAUUUAACUCCUCUUCAUUCUUGAUUGCUUUUGCGAUGUUUGGAGUCUAUGUGACGCUAGAUGAAAGGAAUGUCCUGGACGCACAGAAAGUGUUUGUCUCCAUGGCGCUAAUCAACAUCUUGAAGACUCCACUUAGUCAGCUGCCAUUUGCCAUCAGCACAACCAUGCAGGCUCUAGUUUCGCUGAGGCGUCUGGGGAAGUACCUGUGCGCAGACGAACUGAAGGUGGACAACGUCUCAAAGACUCCGUUGAGAUCUGAUGGUGGACAUGUUGUCGUAGAAAAUGGCACUUUCAGCUGGUCUGCAGAGGGUCCUCCAUGUCUCAAACGGAUCAGCAUCCAUGUGCCACAAGGUUCCCUUGUUGCUGUGGUUGGACAUGUGGGCAGUGGAAAGUCCUCUUUGUUGUCUGCCAUGCUUGGUGAAACAGAGAAAAGAAGUGGCCAAGUCACUGUCAAGGGCUCUGUGGCAUAUGUUCCCCAGCAAGCCUGGAUCCAGAAUGCCACUGUCCAAGACAACAUCUUAUUUGGCCAUGAGAAGUUGAAAACAUGGUACCAACGUGUGCUGGAGGCCUGUGCCCUUCUACCUGAUCUAGAUAUCCUACCUGCUGGAGAUGCCACAGAAAUUGGAGAGAAGGGACUCAACCUCUCAGGUGGACAGAAGCAGAGAGUGAGCCUCGCCAGGGCUGUUUACAGAAAGGCCGAUGUAUACCUGCUGGAUGAUCCACUAUCUGCUGUUGAUGCACAUGUGGGUCAGCACAUCUUUGACAAAGUCAUUGGACCAAAAGGAGUUCUUAGAGAUAAGACCCGCAUCCUGGUGACCCAUGGGACGAGCUUUCUGCCACAGGCUGACCUCAUCCUUGUUCUAGUAGAUGGAGAAAUCACAGAAAGUGGCUCCUACCAGGAGCUUCUCAGCCACCAUGGGGCUUUUGCUGACUUCAUCCACACGUUUGCAAGCACAGAGCGAAAGGAGAGCGCUAUACAGAGAGCUGGUUCCAGGAGGUCCAACGCUCGACUCAGCGUGGUUGAUUUCAUGCCGUUCUCCAGAGACCUGUCACAGGAGCAACUUAUCGGGGGUGACACCACUAACACCAACCUGCAAAGUAUGGAGCCUGUGUCUGAAACAGACCAGGAGCAGGUACCAGAGGACUUGGGCAAACUGACGAAGGCUGAUAAGGCUCGCACUGGACGAGUGAGGAUGGACAUGUAUACGAAGUAUUUCAAGACGAUUGGCUUGGCCAUCAUCAUCCCCAUUGUCUUCCUGUACGCCUUCCAGCAGGGCGCCUCUCUGGCCUACAACUACUGGCUGAGCAUGUGGGCUGACGACCCUGUCGUUAAUGGCACCCAGACUGAUACAGAUCUAAAACUGUCUGUCUUUGGGGUUUUAGGCUUUCUACAAGGUAUUUCAAUCUUCGGUACGACUGUUGCUAUCUCCAUCUGUGGUAUCAUCGCCUCUCGCCACUUGCACAUGGACCUGCUUAUCAACGUCCUCCGCUCUCCAAUGUCAUUUUUCGAGUGCACGCCCAGCGGCAACCUCCUGAACCGCUUUGCAAAGGAAAUUGAUGCCAUUGACUGCAUGGUCCCUGAAGGCCUGAAGAUGAUGCUGAGCUAUGCCUUUAAACUUAUGGAAGUCUGCAUCAUCGUGCUAAUGGCAACACCCUUUGCGGCUGUGAUCAUCCUGCCUCUUGCGUUGCUCUACGCCUGUGUCCAGAGCUUCUACGUUGCCACAUCAUGUCAGCUGCGCCGACUGGAAGCUGUGAGCCGCUCCCCCAUUUACACCCACUUCAAUGAAACGGUGCAGGGGGCCAGCGUAAUCCGGGCCUUCAGAGAGCAGUCCAGGUUCAUUGUGCAGGCUAAUGAAAGAGUCGACUUCAAUCAGACCUCCUACUUUCCCCGAUUCGUUGCCACCCGGUGGCUGGCAGUCAAUCUGGAGUUUGUUGGUAAUGUGGUGGUUUUAGCUGCUGCCAUUCUGUCUGUCAUGGGGAAAAGCAGCCUAAGUCCAGGCAUCGUUGGUUUGGCCGUAUCACACUCCCUUCAGGUCACUGGAAUUCUGAGCUGGAUCGUGCGAUCCUGGACUGACGUGGAAAACAACAUUGUUUCUGUGGAGCGGGUGAACGAGUAUGCUGAAACUCCUAAAGAGGCUAGUUGGGAUACAGAGGACAAGUCUCUGCCUCUGGCUUGGCCCCAGAGUGGCACCAUAGAGCUCCAGGACUACGGCCUGCAAUACCGCAAAGGACUUGAGCUGGCCCUGAAAGGCAUUACACUCAAUAUUCAUGAAAGAGAGAAGGUUGGAAUUGUGGGUAGAACUGGAGCUGGGAAGUCUUCACUCACCUUAGGAAUCUUCAGGAUCCUGGAGGCAGCAAAGGGAAAGAUAUUUAUAGAUGGAGUCAACAUUGCAGACAUUGGACUCCAUGAUCUCAGAUCACGCAUUACUAUCAUUCCACAGGACCCUGUGCUAUUCUCAGGCUCCCUAAGGAUGAACCUUGACCCCUUCGAUACCUACACAGAUGAAGAAGUUUGGAGUUCGCUGGAGCUUGCUCACCUCAAAAGUUUUGUGUCAAAGUUGCCUGACAAACUCAACCAUGAAUGCUCAGAAGGAGGAGAAAACCUCAGUCUGGGUCAGCGGCAGCUGGUGUGCCUAGCCAGGGCCUUGCUGAGGAAAACCAAGAUUCUGGUCUUAGACGAGGCAACAGCUGCUGUAGACCUGGAGACAGACACGCUCAUCCAGUCAACAAUCCGCACACAGUUUGAGGAGUGCACUGUCCUGACCAUCGCUCACCGCCUCAAAACCAUCAUGGACUACACAAGAGUGAUCGUCAUGGACAGAGGCCACAUUUCUGAGAUGGACUCUCCAGCCAACCUCAUCUCACAGCGGGGGCAGUUCUACCGAAUGUGCCGGGAAGCCGGAUUGAUCUAGGUCUUUCAUUGGCUCCCUAAAGGAAAACUGGAAACCUGUUGUAAAGACGCGGCACCGUAUGUGUGUGGCUCUUCAACGUAUAUUAAAUUGGGCCAUUCCAAGUUUUGUGGCAGCUCAAAUGUCUCUUUGUAAGGGCAUUGUCUAUGAAUCUCAAGAGCAGCUGCUGCAGUAUUUUAGUGGUCUGUAAAACACUAGGACACCUUGUCCUAAGUAAUGAAAAGACACUUAUUAACCUCAGCUGAUGAACAAUCAAAACAAAACUAAUGGAGUGUCAAUUCUCAAAGCUAUAAACAUUGUCUACAGAGGUGUAUAGUCAGUUUAUUCUGUAAAAGAUAAAGCUAAAGACUGGAAUGCAAGAGUACCACAAAUGUUAGCGAUUUUUCAUUUUCUUUGGGAAUGAGAGUUAUAUUUUUUGUAGUUUUUUUUUAAGUGUUUAUAAAGCACAUGAGUUGUUUUUUUUAUGUUGUCUCAGGCUUAGACAAGGAUGUUGACUCACAUUUUAUUAGCCUUGUAUACCAAAAAAGAGCCUUUUUUUGUACUUGCAAAUUGCAACGUCUAUUGACUUUAUGUUCUUGUCCCUAAAACUGGGACAGGAAAUGUUCAGACACACUUCACAUGGUUCAUGGUGGCAAAUGCAGGGGGAAUUAAGUUUUUACAGCCUCUAAAAUCUGAGCUUGAGGCCAUUUUUGUUUGGUGGGGGAAAAACAUUGAAAGUAAGCCAACACAUAAGCAAUUGUCUAACUAUGUUGUGGCUACAGUUUAUUUCUGUCAAAGUAAACAUACAAAAAGUCAAUAGAGACCUUUUCUGGUCAGAUUUAACCUGACACCGGUAGAAAAAAACCCACCACGAAUGAAGAGAAUGCCUCUUAAAAACAAUGGUGAUAAAUCUCUAUGGUGUUGUCUCUCUGCCACACAAACUAAGCUUAUACACAUACACAGCGAGGGGGAAAAAAAGAAAAAAUAAUCAGUAUUGUUCUAAUGGUGCUGACAUGACAGACUGUAAAUAGUCCAAGUUGAGCUUUAGUCUUAAUUCAAAGAAAGAGUCUUAUAAACUUUUCAAAGAGAAGAAGUAUUUACUGUUUUUGUCUUACUGGUUUAGACAAUAUAUUCUAAGAGAAAUCCAUAUGUUUAUUUAUGUCAAAUGACAAAUGUACUAAGUUUCCUUAAAAGUCUGAGGAGUAUAUUAUAUUUAUACUUUUUAUAACAAGCUUGAUCAUUUUCACUGACCUUUUACUGUCAAUGUACUGUCUUGUUCCAUAUGUCAUGCUGGAUAAUAAAAUGUAUUUGUAUCUAA
Messenger RNA from Cololabis saira (Pacific saury), 6185 nucleotides. It is a transcript of the gene abcc6a, whose product is annotated as ATP-binding cassette, sub-family C (CFTR/MRP), member 6a. The transcript is spliced from 31 exons. Bases 359 to 4891 code for a protein of 1510 amino acids. The record is from RefSeq and is a predicted model, not a curated record. Lineage: Eukaryota; Metazoa; Chordata; Actinopteri; Beloniformes; Belonidae. Gene Ontology annotation, biological process: transmembrane transport. Gene Ontology annotation, cellular component: membrane. Gene Ontology annotation, molecular function: ABC-type transporter activity; ATP binding; ATP hydrolysis activity.